This is a messenger RNA of Emericellopsis cladophorae, 399 nucleotides long. RefSeq names its product Splicing factor 3B subunit-like protein. Gene Ontology annotation, cellular component: cytoplasm; nucleus; ribonucleoprotein complex. Gene Ontology annotation, molecular function: mRNA binding. Bases 1 to 399 code for a protein of 132 amino acids. NCBI's taxonomy places the organism in Eukaryota, Fungi, Ascomycota, Sordariomycetes, Hypocreales, Bionectriaceae. The transcript has 5 exons. The record is from RefSeq and is a predicted model, not a curated record.
AUGCGGCCACAGCGAGCUCGGCUUUAUCGUGGAGCUCUGUUCGUCAAGAACUUGAGCUACAACGUCACGCCAGAGGACCUAUUCGACCUGUUCGGCAAAUUUGGCCCCAUCCGUCAAGUCCGACAGGGAAUCGCAAACAACACCAAGGGCACCGCGUUUGUCGUCUACGAGGAUGUACUAGAUGCCAAAUCCGCCUGCGACAAACUGAACGGCUUUAACUUCCAGAGCCGUUAUCUCGUUGGCCGGUCUCCGACUUCACGCAAGUCCAAGACGCCGGAUCCCAAGACGAUCCUGCGCAAAGACAGGCAACCAACCGAGACGUCUUCGACGCACCACCGCGCGCGAGCCGUUCGCUUUGCCGAUCCCGCCAUGCGCCCUCAAAUGCAAGCCGUUGCAUGA